AACAAAACAAAAUAUAUACGAGUAUGAGUUAUCAAGAUUUUCUCGUGCACCGAGCUUUUGCAUUUCCCAAUUAAUAUAUACAAGAAAGUAUCAGUUAAUCCAUGGGUAGACCUCAGAUUCCUACGUAAUCUCUGUAAUAAUUACUUAUUUAGCAGUGGUCAGACUAGAGGAUUUGAUUUGUCUUGUAUUCUACCUCUCUAGACUUGUUGUAUUAGUAGGAAUGACAUGCUGCRUAAGUCAUUUUAAAAUCAUUAAAUCCACUAUGCUUAGAUUCCAAGAAACCACCCAAAUAUCUCCUCUUCCAAACACAUGAAGAAAAUCACGGAUGAAGGAACUAUAUGAGUCAUUCGCUCGCGCAGACCAGACCUGUUCAUACUAACUGCAAAAAUCUUCGAAUUUUAUUUGAAAUUGAGAGUCAAAUGGAAGAGAAAACAGGAAAAGUUCGUAAUUGUCGAGGCAUGAAGAUGGAAGAAGAGGGUUGCAAUCAGGAGCGGGAUGAUUUAGUAAACACUUUAAGGUCUCUUCUCGAUGAGAGUGAGAAACUUGCUCAUAAUCUUGAAACACAGAACAAGAACUUGAAUCAAAUCAUUGGUGAUGAAAAGGAGCGAGUCACUGACUUGAGAAACAAACUAACCGAACUACAAGAACAAAUUGACAACGAACACAAAAGAAACCGAGAAAUGAGCCUACAGCACGAGCACAUGAGAGCUGGAUUUCUUGCAGCAACAGCAGAAAACGAAGGAUACGCACGUGACAUGGCGGCCAUUAGAAAAGAACUUGAUGGUUUGAGAGAGCAGUUUAAUGUGGUAUUAACUUUACAGAAAAGCAAAGAGGUUAAGCGAAAAGAAGAACACAACAAGAUGUCUUUGGAAAGAUUUGAAGAGUCUGAAGAUGAUGAACCAUCAGGGGAGUCAUUCAAAAUUGAAGAAUUGGAAGAGAAGCUAGAAAUCAGCGAUAAGAUGCUACAUGCCAAGUAUUUAGAGACCGAAACCCUUCAAACAGACUUGGACAGAACCUCAGAGCGAGUAUCAGAGCUAGAGACGAAAGUUGUAGUCAUGAACGAAAGCGUCUCCAAAAUGACAGAAAAGGUAGACGUCAGAGACAGAGAGGUUGCGCAGUUGACUGAGCUUCUAAAAGACACACAAGCAGCAUUAGAAUCWGARAAACUUGCUAAAGAUGAAYACAUCAUCAAGUGUGAGYUGMUAGAACGAAAACUUGCUCUGAUGGAAAUGGAAGGAAGUGAUGAAAGAGAUGGAAGACUUAGYACAGAUGAUAUGGAAAAGGAAAUCGAAGAUUUGAGAGAAAAGCUUGAAGAAGAAAGACUAAAGGUUGCUGAUAAAAUAGCCCUGGUGGAGGAACUCCAAGAGAAGCUCGCAGUUCUCGAGUUUGAAAUGGAUGCAAAUAUAAUAAACAGAGAAACAAAUGAAAAAGUGAUGGAAGAAGAAAUCCAAAAUCUCAAAGAACAUCUUGAAGAUGUAAMGAGCAGCGAUGCUGARAAGAAUUCUAUCAUCGAAGAGUUGAAGCAGCAGCUUAAAGAGCAUCAGACUCCAWCUGAUUUUGAGGAUAACAUGAAUUCUGUKUUAGUGCUUCGGUUAGAGGAAGAAAACGAAAGRUUAAGAGAAAYGGUUGAACAACUCAGAGCAACAGUCCACAAAAAGAAUGUGGGAAUUGAUAGAGUGAUUGAUAAGUGUGUGGAGUAUUUGUUAAUGAAAGAUGAACAAGAUAAGGAAUUAUCAAACAUAGAAAACUAAUUUUAAACUUGUUGCUUGGACAGAUAUAACUGCACUAUACGCGCGCUCUGGCUGGUUCAAAAGUGUGCUUUAUGAUGCAUGGUAACGAUGGUUAUUAACAACAGGAUGAUUUUAACAUGAUGAUGAUGAUGAUGAUGAUGAUGAUCGUAGCAAUUUUCAUACUUACAUUCCAAAGAGUCCUCACAUCCUGAACGCUGCGAUGGUGGCUUGGAGUUCCAGACGCGCGAGUGUGCGCAGG
Messenger RNA from Exaiptasia diaphana, 1989 nucleotides. RefSeq names its product cingulin. The transcript has a single exon. The coding region runs from base 339 to 1751 and encodes 470 amino acids. Lineage: Eukaryota; Metazoa; Cnidaria; Anthozoa; Actiniaria; Aiptasiidae. The record is from RefSeq and is a predicted model, not a curated record.